AUGGUAUCUUUACCCCACGCUAGCAGUUCCCUCGAGUACUAUUUUGAGGAUUUGGGAAAAGACGAAAUUAGCCUCGGAAGAAAGUCCCACAGAGACGGUACCACUGGCCUGGACUUGGCCGUUGACUACAGCUUGCUCAGCAGGAGGCACAUCUACUUCAAGAAAGGAGACAGUCAUUUGAGCAUUCGCGAUGGCGGCAGUUUCCACGGGUCUGCCAUCAUCACCGAUCCUGUAAUCAUAUACAACGCACACCUGGCAAAGUAUUUGAAUCAGGUACCUAAGACAAUCCUCACGGAGACUCCGACAGUUGUGACGCGCAAGAACUUUAUUCUCUGCCUUGUUAAACUGGCAUCCUCGCAUAAGAUUGACACUAAGGCAGAGUCACCGGAGAUUAUUGAGGGCAUCUUUCCCAAAGCAACACCGAUUCCAACGUACAGAUUGUACUAUAUGGGGAAAUACACUAAUGGCAAUUUGGCAUUGACCCAAAUUGAAAAAGAUUCCCUGGACAAGAAGGAAAGGAGGGUAAGUUUCCAGAUAAACACCCUCAUAGACGAAGCCGAAGACAGAAACGACUUGGAGGAGACGCAGAGCAUGGAUGAAGACUUGCUCUUGUCGGGUUCAGAUGUUUCCAAAUCAGGCUUUCUGGAAGAUGAAUCUGAUGCCAACUAUAAGUUUGAUAUUGCCUCCAACUCGAGCAUCGAAUCUGACAGGGAGGAAAUCGAGAGGUUGGAUGCCGAAGAGCCGGUUUUGAAGCAACUAGUUUGCGAUGGACUCGCUCCAGACACGAAUUCAGAGGCUUGGUGUGAGAACCUUGCUGGUGAAACCGAGAAAUUGGAUGCAAAGGAGUCGGUUUUGACGCAACUAGUUUGUGAUGGACUCAUUCCAGGCACGAAUUCAGAAGCUCAGUGUGAGAGCCUCGCGGGUGAAACCUCGAGCGAUUGGGAAGCUUUGGAAGAUGAGAAAACCACAUCAAACAAGCGCAAGCUGGAUGAUUCCAACGAUGAUGUCUCCCAUUGUAAGAAGCGCCGCAGUCUACCAACUGUUGUGGAAGCUUUGAAGAAGGUUUUUACUCUAAACAAGAGGGAUGUGGCGUUUUUAGUGGCAGGCUCCGCCUUUACAUUUACCGCGUUAUCCCAUGCCCCCGAAAUAUAG
Messenger RNA from Babjeviella inositovora NRRL Y-12698, 1152 nucleotides. RefSeq lists its product as uncharacterized. The record is from RefSeq and is a predicted model, not a curated record. Gene Ontology annotation, molecular function: protein binding. The transcript has a single exon. NCBI's taxonomy places the organism in Eukaryota, Fungi, Ascomycota, Pichiomycetes, Serinales. Bases 1 to 1152 code for a protein of 383 amino acids.